UGGCCACACUCUUCAGGCCAGCUGUUCGCGCAUGCAUGUGUGGGUGCGGAUUUAUUCAUGCUAAAUGAAAAUCGCCAGUUUUGGGGGAUAUACGAUUUUACAUAAGUUGGUCAUGCCCGCACAAACCUAGCGCCACAGAUCGAGAUCGAUCGGAUCCACCUCGCCAUCCUCUCAUCUCCGAAAAUCGGAAGAAGAAUAAGAAGACGACUGCCCUUGUGUGAGUGUGUGUAUGUUCUUGUUUGCAGGCGAGGAUUCCCACUCCUAUUCCCAUUCCUCCAAGAGGAGCAGCCAGUGCCCCGUGAGACCCCGUCGCUUUACCGCAUUUCCGAAGGUUCAAGCCAGGAUGGCGGAUGCCCAGGCAGUGGCGGCCGGAAAGAAAAAGUACAAGAACAAGAAGAAGGCGGCGGAAAAGAAUCCGAGUUCCAGCGACCAGGUUGAGGCACCCAGCAAUGGACAUGACCAGGAGGAGGAGGCGGCUCAUCAGGAGGUGGCGGGGCAGGAGCUGAGGGGUCUACUCAAGCAACUGCACCUCUGCAAUGGCCAUGGCCCCAAGGAGCAGACUCCUCCGUCAUCGGAGGUACUCAAUGGCCAUGCACAUGGCCACAGCAACAACAAUCACAUAAGGAGCACUAGCGGUAGCAACAACAACAACAGCAGUCACAACAACAACAGCGUUGAUAGCAGCAACAACAACAGCAAGCAGGGAAGAGAAGGUGUCGAAGCAGAUGCCCUCUAUCCGGAGGAGAAGAAGCCCAUAAUAGCCACAAGCAAGACCACUGCCAACACACAAACAACCACAGCGACGGCCACAAAGACAACAGCAUCAGAGGAGGUGGUAGUGGAAAAGCAAGUGCAAGUGGCGACGGAGAGUGGCAAUAGCCAAGUGGUGGAGGGGGAGGAAGAGCCGCUGCCCUCCACCUCAGUGGAGGCCACGCCCACCAUCACAGCAGAGCCCCAGCUGCCAGAACCUGCCAUUUCAGCCAACGAGAUCGUGUACAAGGAGUACGAGGCCGAGCACCAAAUGCAUGACAUCAUGCGACUGAUCCAGGCGGAGCUGUCCGAGCCCUAUUCGAUAUACACGUACCGUUACUUUAUCUACAACUGGCCAAAACUCUGCUUCCUCGCCUCGCACGACAAUCAGUACGUGGGCGCCAUCGUGUGCAAGCUGGACAUGCACAUGAACGUGCGGCGCGGCUACAUUGCCAUGCUGGCCGUGCGGAAGGAGUAUCGCAAGCUCAAGAUCGGCACCACACUGGUCACCAAAGCCAUAGAGGCCAUGCUGGCGGACAAUGCCGACGAGGUAGUUCUAGAGACGGAGAUGCGGAACGAACCGGCUUUGCGGCUGUACGAAAACUUGGGCUUCGUGCGUGAUAAGCGGCUGUUCCGCUACUAUCUCAAUGGAGUGGACGCGUUGCGGCUGAAACUCUGGUUCAGAUGAGCGGAUCCGGCGGCUGCCGUUGAAAUUGUUGUCUAAGUAGCCGCCGAACAUGUCGAGCUCCGUACUGCAGAGGAGCAGGGCGCAUGCCCGCUCGCCCUGGCCAGCUGGCAGCUUGUUUCGGCGCCCUCUUUUUUGUACCUAUUAACUAGGAAGCAUCGUAGCAUCAGUUUUUUUUCUGCCUCAUCUAACCCUGCCCCUUGUCUCUCUUUCAAGUGUAAAUUAUUUUAUUAUGUAGCAGCAGCAGCAGCAAAACCAACAUCUGCGGAAGAUCAGAUCAAAUCAGUUUACAAUGGACCCAAAAUUAUAUUAAUUUUACAGAAGGCAAUUUUGUAUGCAAUACGUGAUUUACAUGCAUAAAAUUAAAAUCGUAAGCGAGAAAUUAGUUAUGUACAUUAAACAAUCUACAAAAAUCAAUCUAGACAAUAGACAACAACAACAUGCAGCAGCAGCGCAGCACACACACAAAGCUAUAAACAUAGAAUCAAAUUUUGUAAAAAGAUUGAUCAAAAGCGAAGAUCACGCAAAAGAAAUUGUAGGAAUCACACGAGUAAUGUAUAUCAAAAUAAACUCAAUUGGAACAAAGAGCAAAGAACAUUAACACACUUGCGACACUCACGGCAUAUUGUAGCGUUAUAUAUAUAUACCUACAUACGAUAAAUACUUGAUCCGUGCGGAUAACACAACUCGCCAUCUGGUCUUCUAUAACAUCUCUGUGCUCUCCAGUGUUGUUAUCGCCUGAGAUCAGGACACAAGUACAGAUACGUAUAGCGAUAAGGAUAAGGAUGUGGUGAAUCCCAAGUAACAUUGAAAGAAUGCAAUAAAAACUUCAACUAUUACGAGAA
Messenger RNA from Drosophila rhopaloa, 2280 nucleotides. RefSeq names its product N-alpha-acetyltransferase 30A (gene Naa30A). The coding region runs from base 230 to 1438 and encodes 402 amino acids. The transcript has 4 exons. NCBI's taxonomy places the organism in Eukaryota, Metazoa, Arthropoda, Insecta, Diptera, Drosophilidae. Gene Ontology annotation, molecular function: protein-N-terminal amino-acid acetyltransferase activity. The record is from RefSeq and is a predicted model, not a curated record. Gene Ontology annotation, cellular component: NatC complex. Gene Ontology annotation, biological process: N-terminal peptidyl-methionine acetylation.